Chara braunii is the source of this 1625-nucleotide messenger RNA. The record is from the annotation of a GenBank genome assembly. NCBI's taxonomy places the organism in Eukaryota, Viridiplantae, Streptophyta, Charophyceae, Charales, Characeae.
UCUCAGCCAGACGGAAGUUGACCGCAGCCCGAAGAUUGUUGACCUAUGAAGGAGGAGCCGCCUACUGCCUGUCCGCCCGACAUACAGGGUUAGGGUGGCAGACUAGGAGGUGGCACACAACGAAGCGGAGAUGCUGGCAAAUCGAAACCAGCCCAAGUACAGAACCCUCAAGGUGGAAGGCCCUCCUCGAGCCGAGUUUUCAAAAGCUGCACCAGUGUGGAGGGGAGGUGUAAAACUCAACAGGCUUGGCUGGAUCAAGGACUUGAUACAAUUCUCAGAAACAAAUCCAAUAUUUGUGGCAGACCGGCGAUUCAGCGAAUUCUUUCAUACUCCUGAUGGUCUCUGGCACCAUACUGUGUUUCCAUCUGUUCAGCCGAGGCGAAGAGAAGAUGUUCUUAUGCUGGAAAAGUCGCUUGCAGCCAUCAUUCGGCACAUUGUAGAUGCAAGAUUUCCAGUCGACUUGUCAUGGCUCAGGAAAAUGGAUGCAAUGCCAAACGCUGUGGCUGCCAAAGGCCACCUCGGAAAAGGGGGAUCGGGUGAAAAAGUUGCUGCUGGGGUACAUGAAUUGGAGUUACCAACUGAAAACAUUGGGAGUGAGGAAGUUGAGAGGAUGAGCAAAGGGAGGCCUCUUGGUGACAAAGGAAGGAACCAAGCUGUGGAGGAUUGUCAAGGCAAUGAUGCAGCAGGGGAGAAUGCAUGUGGAGCUCAGAAAGGAGGAGGAAUGCAAAUCAUCCAUGAGGAAGUAGCUGGCCAAGACAUUUUGCGAAAGUCAUCAGACUCUCACCUUGAACAAAUAGAAACCGCAUGGAAGUCAACUGCUCAUGCAUUGGCUGCUAUAAUUGCUUAUCAGGCAGCGUUUUUUGAGAUUCUGAGGCAGGUGGAGUUUGCCUGCAAGGAGAGGGCGCACUUGCUGGGAGCAGUGUGGGAACACCAUUUUCUAUUGCUGGAAUUACUCUACCAAAUACAAAACCAAGAGGAUGUUCAGCGAGUAGAGCGGGACAUGGAGAAGCAGAAGAAAAUCAUGGAGGAGGAGAAAAGAGUGUUGGAACGUGACUUGCUGGAGCUGAAAGACAUGCAGCUGAGUCUUCAGGCAGACCUUGCCAGUGAAUGUCUGAAGAGUGAUUACGAGAGAAAAAGUCUUGCCUUGAAAUUUGUACGAGAGGAGAAAAAAGUUGAAAAGGAAAAGGCUUGCAACAAAAAGAUGCAGUUUGAGGUCGAAGCUGCAAUGCACAAAAGAAGGCUCGAUUAAUUGCUGAAGAUGAGGUCGUGCAACAGAAGGAGGCAUAUAAAAGGCUAACCCUUGAUCUGACACAAGUCAAGAAGAACCUACAUGACAUGUCACAAUUGCUGCUAGCUGCAAAUAUGGCCACAGAGAAUGCAGAACGCAGGGUACAGGAAGAAUCUCUCGCAAAAGAGGAGAUGCAGGUAGGCCAUUCUAUUGGGCUAAAUCACUGGGAAUGCAGAUCUGUGUUCAACAAAGCUCAGGGGAGUGAAUUUACUAAUUUAGUUAUUUUUCCCCCCAUCUGGUAUCGGAAUCAAGAACAUGACUAUCGAUCAAUUCUUCUUUAUUGUUAAUAAGGUUUGCUAGUUGUUUCCCAAGUGCAAAACAAAUCCAUACACCGAGU